UCUGGCGGAUCUAAAAUUAAUGCUCUAGGCCUAGGGAGAAGAAUUCGCUGCUGUUCAAAGAAGAACAAGUCAACAAAUAGGCUACUAUUUUUACCACAUCGGUUUGCUAGAAUCUUACUUGGAGAACAUGAGUGACAUGAUUGAGUUCGAAGUUAUUACAAGUACAGAACAUAACUCUCAAGAUGAAGGUGAACAUUUCGCCAAUACGCAGGUAACAGGCAGCAAUACAGAUCAUUCAGCCAGAGAUUCAAAUGAAGCUGCUGAAGAGUGUCACCACCUGUUGCAGGAACAGGUUGUUGCGAGUAACAGGGGGCCACAUUCCUGUGGAAGCGCUUCUGUCAACAGCCAGGACGCAGACACACGCGCAGGGAGCGACUGGGAGCACAGAGAGACUGGACCAGUGAGACGAUGCAGGUGCAGUCAUUGCCUUCCAGACCUGAACACAGUAGUCCUCUGGAGGAUUAGACUAUGGAUGGUUGUUCUCCUGCUCUUUGUGGUAAUCGCUACGGUCAUCGUGCUGUCACUGGUCUUCUGCUCAGUGCCACACGAUGAUGAGGAUGACAAGUUCGACCGCGAGUCCUUCACAGUACCUCGUUACUACAGUGGUACCCUCAGGCUGGUGAACCAGAACUUCACAGCAGAGCUGCUGUCCCUGAAAUCCCCACAGAGCCAGGUCCUGUCGGGCCAGCUCGAAGUGAAGCUGUCUGACCUCUUCAGCUCCUCUCCUGCUCUGGGACGGUACUUCUCUGCUGCUGGAAUGUCUUCCUUCAGCAGCAACGGCAGUGUGACUGCUUCUUAUUGGCUGAAGUUUCUGAUGCCCCAGGAGCACGCCCAGUUGGUGCGCUACACCCUGAGCCGAGAGAUGGUGUACAGCGUGCUGCAACAACACCUGCAUGACCAGGAGCCACGCCCCUGGGAUCCCCUGUACAUUGACCCCGUGUCUGUAGACCUGAAGGUUGGGUACAGUACACUUGAAGCUCAAUGAAAUGAACACUGGCAAACAAGACCAUCCCAAGACCUGAUGGAGGGCUCAUUCCAGAAGUCCUUUCCCUGCACAGCUGCGAAUCAGAGGGGUCCCAAAAUCAGACAGGCGUGGGUGGCCUUGUCUCAUGAGGAUGACGUGUUGCAAGAGUAAAGGGGGCAGUGCCAUCCACCCUAAAAUACGAGUUCUGAAUCUGCCUCUCCCUGAAUGACUGUUCUGCCCAGUUCAGCAUGUUCUAUACUGCUCCGGGGGUGUGGAUGAACAGUCACAGAGCAGAGGGAGCAGCCCAGAGGAACAGUCAUUUGGCCUGGAGGCAGCGGUCUGGCGUUAAACUUAUUCCUCACGUUUCUGGAUCUUUAUGGGUCCAGGUACAGUUGGAGAACAGCAUGCCGUUAGGUGCUGCUCCGAAGGACUCUGUAGACAGUUACUUACACAGAGACAGAUAAUUGUUUGAAAAGGGAAAGAAGUGACAUAUAUUUAUUUUUUAAGACACUAAAGGUCUAAAAUAAAAUGAAAAUUCACUGUGGGUUCAACCCUGCAGAAGACACCUUGUGCUGCCGCACGGUCCUCAAUACAGGAUAUUGCACUUAGACCGACAUUUUUAACAUGGCAUUAUGUUGAUUGGCCACUAGAUGGCAAGUAUGCUUCAUUGUAUCCCAAGCCAUAGGCCACUGAUUCUCAAUCCUACUCCUGGGGCCCCCCUGCUCCGCACGUUUUCCAUC
This is a messenger RNA of Megalops cyprinoides (Indo-Pacific tarpon), 1704 nucleotides long. RefSeq names its product TPA-induced transmembrane protein-like. Lineage: Eukaryota; Metazoa; Chordata; Actinopteri; Elopiformes; Megalopidae. The record is from RefSeq and is a predicted model, not a curated record. The coding region runs from base 128 to 985 and encodes 285 amino acids. The transcript has 10 exons.